Molecule: messenger RNA, 210 nt
Organism: Cladocopium goreaui
Lineage: Eukaryota; Dinophyceae; Suessiales; Symbiodiniaceae
Source: the annotation of a GenBank genome assembly
AUGGUCUGGGUGGACGGCAAGUGGAAGGCUUCUGGCGAGAUGCAGGCCUACAGGGAGGGCCAGUCCACCAGAACCCGCUCCCGUACGCGGGGAGGGGCUGGUGAAACCUUCCAGCAGCUGCGGGACACGACGAGCCACGAGCGCAUGGCAACGAUCCGGGGCGUAAACCAGCUGGCUGACGUCCUGAAAGAGGCCAUCAGAAGGAAGUGA